This is a messenger RNA of Danio aesculapii, 1769 nucleotides long. RefSeq names its product membrane frizzled-related protein (gene mfrp). The transcript has 13 exons. Bases 1 to 1737 code for a protein of 578 amino acids. The record is from RefSeq and is a predicted model, not a curated record. Gene Ontology annotation, molecular function: protein binding. Lineage: Eukaryota; Metazoa; Chordata; Actinopteri; Cypriniformes; Danionidae.
AUGGACUGUGAAGAUUCAGCCGAGAGUCAAAGUGCAUAUGAGAAUGUUUUCUGCAAUCCAGCUUUUGAACCCGAUGAAGACAAUGAGGACAACACAAGAAACUGUCAGAUCCACAUAUACUUUAAACCCGCUAAAGAGCCAGCUGUAGUAAAUGGCUGUGUGCUGACAGUACGAGCGUGUUUGGCUGAUCACAGAGCAGUGUUCGUGUCGGCCGCUGUGCUCUUCAUCUCCACUGUCCUGUGCAUCACGCUCAUCCUUCUUCUCAGACAAGUUGAGACUACUAAAGAAGAGACUUCACCUUCAGACACUUGGUUUGGAAACAGAGUUUCUGAAAACCUCUCUUUGAGUCCAGCUGCCCUCCAACCUACAUAUAGUCCCACAGUCCCUGUGCCUGGGAAAGAGCCUACAUUCACAAAAUGUGGUGGCAUGUUGAGCAGUGCAGGGGGCACUCUGAGCUCUCCCAAUCACCCAGGUGUGUAUCCUCCUGACUCUCACUGUGUGUGGGUGAUUCGGGUGUCUCCUCCGUCCCUCGUGCAGAUCCAGAUCUCGUCUCUGGCUAUUGAGGGACCUUCGCCCUGCCUGUUUGAUUGGCUAGAGGUCAGAGAGAAGACAGAGAAGUCAUCUGCUGUCACCAGAUUUUGUGGAAACGUUGCACCACCUACACUGAAUACAAACAGCAGUACUGUGCUGGUUUCAUUUCACUCUGAUGGAAGCAUUGGUGGCAAUGGGUUCAUCGCACAGUACCAUUCUAUAUUACCAGGACAGAGAAGUUGUUCCAGGGAAGAGUUUAUGUGUGACAGUGGUCAUUGUUUACUGCCAGUUUCCAUCUGUGACGGUCAACCAAACUGUCAGGACCGUUCAGAUGAGCUCAACUGCAGCCACAAGCACAAAGUGUGUGGAGGACAAAUAACAGGAGAAUAUGGAUCAUUGUCCAGUCCAAACCACCCAAAGCCUUACCCACAUCAACAGAUGUGUACGUGGGAAAUAUCAGUGGACGUUGGACAAGUUAUUCGAUUAAGUUUUCAGAAUUUCAGUCUGGAAGCGCAGGAUGUCUGUGAGUUUGACUAUGUGGAGGUUUAUGACGGUUCAGAGACAGCCGCCAACACUGCUCUGGGGAGGUACUGUGGGUCAGCGCUGCCUCCUGAUCUGACCUCUUCAGGACCUGUGCUGACUGUUGUGUUUGUGGCAGAUGAAGGUGUUGCCGACAGUGGCUUUUAUGCAGCGUUUCAGGCCAUAUCUCUGUCAGAAAGAACAUGCAGUCCAGCGCAGUUUGCCUGUCCCACCGGCGAGUGUCUCCAUCAGGACUGGUUGUGUGAUGGAUGGAGUGACUGUGCCGACGGUGCAGACGAGCACCACUGCAUUAACUCCACCUACCCUCCAUUCACUUCAUCUUGUGAGCUCAUCCAGGUUGAAAUGUGCAGAGGACUGAGCUACAAUCUUACAUCUUUUCCCAAUAUCUGGCUGUCUCUGUCGGAUCAGAGAGAGGCGGCCUCUAUUCUGCACAAGUACAGGGUGCUGGUGGAUCUGCCGUGUUUCGAGUCCUUUCGGCAGCUGGUCUGUGGGAUGUUUCUGCCCCGCUGUAGUCCUCAGAGCGGCGUCCUGCAGUUGUGUCAGUCUGUCUGCUCCACCGCCGAGCUGCAGUGCAGUCCCGCUCUCAGCCUGUUCAGCUUAAACUGGCCCUUCAACUGCCUCCUCCUGCCCGAUUCACAAGACCCCAUGGAGUGCUCCCUUCCGUAGGACCAGUGACUGAUGGAUGCACCACAACCUCA